UUUUCCAGCAACACUCUAAUCUUGACUUCAUUCAAGUUGUUUCAGGACCUUGGAGCAACCUUGCAACAAUAUUAUGGAGCUUCACAUCACUGAGCAUAAACAGCAGUGUGAUGGAGCUGGAACAAUCCAAAAUGAAAAAAAAGUACCUGGAUAUGAACAUGUGAAAAGGAUAGAUUAUUCCUUGCCUAAUGUAACAAUAAGAUCAUAUGUCAAUGAUUACUGUGUAUUGUAGUAUUUGGAAUUAGCGAAUGGUGUUGCUUUGAAGUUUAAGGCUGAAGAUAGUCCUGGAGUUCGCUCUGAACAAUCUAUCUUGAAUCCAAAGUCAUAGUGUGGCAUCAAAUCAAACAAUAAGAGAAUGUGAAGCUUGAAAAUACACACCAACAGUAAAUUGUAUGGUACUGCCAUAAUUCCACUAAUGUUGGUUUAACAACUAUUAACAGCUGCAUCAUUGCCUUCCUGAAUCUUAUUCUCUAGGCCCACUUGCACACAGGAGUCUUUGCGCCACAGCAGUCAUUAGCUAUCGUUGGCAAGAAACUCCAUCAAGUGUUUCACAGUGUAUUAGAGAACCUGGUCAACGUUACGAGUGGUUACUGUUUGCCUGAACCCUACUUCAGCACUAAGGUUAAAAUGUGGGUCACAAAAUUGAUGACAACUCUCCGAGACCCUUCCCUACCACUUCUUGAGUUGCAAGACAUUAUGACCAAUGUUUCAGGCAGGAUCCCCGUGAGUGUGGAGAAGGCCAUUCGAAAAGUGAUAGCCCAGUAUGCCAGUAACAUCACUUCUGUGCUCAGUCAAUUCCCCAGCCAGCAGAUUGCCAAUAUCCUGGAUAGCCAUGCAGCCACCCUUCAACGGAAAGCAGACAGAGAAGUCUUCUUUAUGAACACACAGAGCAUUGUCCAGUUGGUGCAGCGCUAUCGAAGUGGGAUUCGUGGGCACAUGAAAUCAGUUGUCCUUGACCUGCUGAGGAGGUAUCUGAAUGUGGAAACACAGUUUCAACAAGCUCAUUAUGACAAAUGUGUGAUCAACUUGAGGGAACAGUACAAACCUGAUAUGACACCAGUACUUGACUGCAUCUUCUCUCAUGCACAGGUGGCCAAGAAAAACAUCCUAGUUAUCAUGUUAAUUGUAAGUACAAUAAAAUGAGCAGAACCUGAGUAGAGGUUUAUCCAUUUACUUAGUCCAGUCUAGGUUUUCUGACCAAGCAACAUUGAUGUCCCCUGCAGUGAAAUCUUCCCAAUAACUG
Molecule: messenger RNA, 1243 nt
Organism: Chiloscyllium plagiosum (whitespotted bambooshark)
Lineage: Eukaryota; Metazoa; Chordata; Chondrichthyes; Orectolobiformes; Hemiscylliidae
Source: RefSeq, a predicted model, not a curated record